UGCACUUCCUCUGUACAUAGCGAACAAUGUCGGUAAACGUACCACAACUCGUUGCUCUGGCCAGCAAACUUCAAUUAGACCAAGAUACUGACGGUGGAGAUCCUAGUGAUAUGAUUCCAGGCGUCCGAAUGGACAGCGUUCGAGAAUUCCAACUGCUCGGUCAAAGCGAUGCGGCCACGUCACUACGCAGUGAGUUGACAAAGAUGCUAGAGAAGGCUAGAAGUGAAGGAGUAACAGAGCAGCAGUUGGUGACAGUGAAGAGUGAGUUUCAAGGAUUUAGUGAGCUUUUUGGUCGUUUUUUGCAAGAGACUGGACCAUCAAUAGAAUGGUCUCAGAUACAGCAGCUCUCUCCAGGAACGGUGCACAAGUAUGAAGAUCUACCUGAACUAACUACUGACCCAGAUGCUAUGAAGGAAUUGCUGAACAAGUUGGUUGUACUCAAACUCAACGGUGGUCUUGCGACAUCCAUGGGUUGCACUGGACCAAAAAGUGUCAUUUCAGUUCGAAGUGGACUCACUUUUCUAGAUCUAACUGUCAAACAAAUAGAGAGAUUGAAUCAAGACUACAAGAGUGAUGUGCCCCUAGUUCUCAUGAACUCGUUUAACACCCACGAAGAUACACUCAAAGUGGUGAGGAAGUAUCAACGUUGUGGUGUUAAGAUCAGCACCUUCUCUCAGAGUCGUUAUCCUCGAAUCAACAAAGAGUCCCUUCUUCCAAUUGCAUCACAUAUUGACAAAGAAAACACCGAAGCUGAAUGGUGGUAUCCCCCAGGCCAUGGAGAUGUUUACGCAGCGUUUGCAAAUAGCGGUUUACUAGAAAAGUUUAUCAAAGAAGGCAGGGAGCUUGUCUUCAUCUCAAACGUUGAUAACCUGGGAGCAACAGUCGAUCUACGUAUUCUGGCCAGUCUGUUGAACCAUGGUGGUAGUCCCAGUGACUUUGUCAUGGAGGUGACCGACAAGACUAGAGCGGACGUGAAGGGUGGAACCCUCAUUAAAUAUGAAGGAAAACUUAGGCUGCUGGAGAUUGCCCAAGUGCCAUUGGAAUUUCAAGAUGAGUUCAAAUCAAUGUCCAAGUUCAAGAUAUUCAACACUAACAACUUAUGGGUCAAUUUGAAAGCCAUGGAUAGUUUGAUGAAGAAGAAACAGCUGCACAUGGAGGUUAUUGUCAAUAAUAAGAUGCUUGGCAAUGGAAUGAAAGUAAUACAACUUGAAACAGCUUCUGGUGCAGCCAUGAAGAACUUUGAGAAAGCUCAUGGGAUCAAUGUUCCUCGCAGCCGAUUUUUGCCAGUAAAAACAACAGCAGACUUGCUGCUGAUCAUGUCAAACCUGUAUGAACUGAAGCAUGGAAUACUGACUGUCAGCCCACUACGAAACUUCCCAUCAGUUCCACUUGUCAAGCUCGGCACACACUUCAAGAACGUGAAAGACUUCUUGGAGAGAUUUCCGAGUAGCCCAGAUGUCCUUGAGCUUGACCAUCUUACUGUGUCUGGUGAUGUCUGGUUUGGCAAGGGAAUCACUCUCAAGGGAACCGUCAUAAUAAUUGCCAAUCACGGAGAACGCAUUGAUAUACCUUCUGGCACCAUUUUAGAGAACAAAAUAGUGUCAGGAAAUCUCAGGAUUUUGGACCACUAAACUAUGGCAAUAAGGUUGGACUUGAUGUGAUGCACACAUUGACUGACAAGCCACAAGGUUUAAUAAUUUCUUACACAGUUGUGAUAUAAGAUUUAUUGACUGUGAGAGUGAUCAUGAUCA
Molecule: messenger RNA, 1751 nt
Organism: Corticium candelabrum
Lineage: Eukaryota; Metazoa; Porifera; Homoscleromorpha; Homosclerophorida; Plakinidae
Product: UTP--glucose-1-phosphate uridylyltransferase-like
Exons: 12
Coding region: 27-1631 (534 amino acids)
Biological process (GO): glycogen metabolic process; UDP-alpha-D-glucose metabolic process
Cellular component (GO): cytoplasm
Molecular function (GO): UTP:glucose-1-phosphate uridylyltransferase activity
Source: RefSeq, a predicted model, not a curated record